Xenopus laevis (African clawed frog) is the source of this 1160-nucleotide messenger RNA. RefSeq names its product neurocalcin delta S homeolog (gene ncald.S). Gene Ontology annotation, molecular function: tubulin binding; calcium ion binding; actin binding. The record is from RefSeq and is a predicted model, not a curated record. Gene Ontology annotation, biological process: calcium-mediated signaling. The coding region runs from base 486 to 1067 and encodes 193 amino acids. NCBI's taxonomy places the organism in Eukaryota, Metazoa, Chordata, Amphibia, Anura, Pipidae. The transcript is spliced from 5 exons.
AAAUGUGUUGCACGGUGGGACCUACAGUGUGAGAUCUCUGCUUCCUACUCUCGCUCCUGCUGCUUCGCACGCUCCGCUGGAGAAUGGACUAUUGAAUCCCCCAUCAGCCCCGCUGUAAGUCUCUGCGCUCCCCCGUGCCCGCGAUUGCGCCGCUGAAUGUUAGUCGCUUCAAGUCCAAGCGCUCUCUAUUCGCUUCUCUUUUCUUCACGAGCAACUUUGUGCGUGCGGGACAGCGGCACUUUGCACCCAUGCAGCGGCGGGAAUAAAGUCGGGCGCAACGUGUGUACUCGGGCAGGAGCUGUCGCACUGGGGCCGAUCAGCAGGAAGAAGUGAAGUCUUUGGCUUUGAGAGCUGAGCUUUUCCACAGCUUUCCUAUCUACAACUUUUGUAGAAGUUCUGGCAGAGUGAAGGGUCAAUAGACCUAGAAAGGCAGGCAAGUGGAAGUCACAGUGAAAAGAGGAAACGAGUGAAAAUAUCGCAUCAGCAUGGGGAAGCAAAACAGCAAACUGCGCCCUGAGGUCAUGCAUGACUUACUAGAAAGCACAGACUUUACCGAGCACGAGAUCCAGGAAUGGUACAAGGGAUUCUUGAGAGACUGUCCAAGCGGGCACUUAACCAUGGAGGAGUUUAAGAAAAUAUACGGGAACUUUUUUCCUUACGGGGACGCUUCUAAGUUUGCAGAACAUGUAUUCCGCACGUUUGAUGCCAACGGCGACGGCACAAUUGAUUUUAGAGAAUUUAUUAUUGCUCUGAGCGUAACUUCCAGGGGGAAACUGGAGCAGAAGUUGAAGUGGGCAUUUAGUAUGUACGACUUGGAUGGGAAUGGGUACAUCAGCAAAUCAGAAAUGCUGGAAAUCGUGCAGGCAAUCUAUAAGAUGGUUUCUUCAGUAAUGAAAAUGCCAGAGGAUGAGUCAACACCAGAGAAAAGGACAGAGAAAAUAUUUCGGCAAAUGGAUACCAACCGAGACGGAAAACUCUCAUUGGAAGAAUUCAUCAAAGGGGCAAAGAGUGACCCAUCCAUCGUGCGCCUCCUUCAGUGUGAUCCGAGCAGUGCUGGACAGUUCUGAGACUGUUUGGAUUAUAAUUAGCAUUUGCUCAUUUUAUUUUAUUUUGCCAAAAUUACAUUUGUUGUGGUGUAGCCACUUUGGUGGCCAAAAGUA